UCGCCACUCGCCACUUCAAACGUGCACCAUCUGAAUUACAGUCAUUCAAACGAAAAAAACACUAAGCAGAUGCCAAAAAAGAAAAGAUGUCUUUUCAUUUGAUACACGAUUCGAAGUUCUUCUUGAAGCAAAAGAUCGAAUACCUGGUGUGCGAAGUCCGAAGAUGAAUAUGAUUCCACCAAAUACGAGCAUGGACGCUGCAAGGAAACAGUUCUUGAAGGAAUUCGGUGAAUCUUACGGUUAUCCGAAUGCUCCCAAGCACAUCGAUGAUCUCCGAGCUACUGAAUUUAAAAGACUCGAUGGAAAUGUCUACUUGGAUCACGCUGGUGCAACUUUAUAUUCUGAAUUACAGAUGGAGGCAAUAUUUAGAGAUCUUACUACCACUGUAUACGGAAAUCCUCAUACUCAAAGCAGCUCUAGCUUGACCUCAUCAGACAUUGUAGAAGAUGCUCGUCAUCAGGUUCUCAAAAUCUGUAAUGCAUCACCAAAAGAGUACAAAUGUAUUUUCACUUCUGGAGCAACAGCAGCUCUUAAACUUGUUGGUGAGGCUUUUCCUUGGAGCAAUGAAAGCACUUUCAUGUAUACAAUUGAGAACCACAACAGUGUCCUUGGGAUCAGAGAGUAUGCUCUCAAUAAAGGAGCUGCAGCAUUAGCAAUAGACUUUGAGGAAACUGCACAAUCUGAUACAUUUGGAAGCACUAAAUCUUCCAUCAAAGUCUCACAGUAUCCUAUACCAAAGAGAAGUGAAGCUAGGGUUUCAAACAAAGAUCCUACUGGACAUACAUACAAUUUAUUUGCUUUUCCUACAGAGUGUAAUUUCUCAGGAGUGAGGUUUAAUCUUGAUUUGAUAGACAUGAUUAAGGAAGAUUCAGAGCGAAUAUUGGGAGGUUCUCAACAUUCCAGGGGAUCAUGGAUGGUUUUACUUGAUGCUGCAAAAGGUUGUUCUACAGAACCUCCGGAUUUAUCAAAGCAUAAGGCAGAUUUUGUUGUGAUCUCAUUUUACAAGCUUUUUGGCUAUCCAACUGGACUUGGAGCUUUGGUAGUUGGAAAUGAAGCUGCAAAAUUACUAAAGAAGACCUACUUUAGUGGAGGGACAGUGGCUGCAUCGAUUGCUGACAUUGACUUUGUGAAAAGAAGAGAAGGUAUUGAAGAGUCAUUUGAAGAUGGAACAUUAUCAUUCUUGAAUAUUGCAUCCAUUCGCCAUGGAUUUAAUAUCCUAAAUACUCUCACCACAUCAGCCAUAUCAAGGCAUACCUCAUCACUUGCAAGAUAUACAAAAAAUAUGCUUUUGGCAUUAAGGCAUGCAAAUGGUGUGGAGGUUUGCAAGAUAUAUGGACUUCAUUCUCUAAAGGCAGUGUAUAGUGGAGUUGGUCCUGUAAUUUCUUUUAACUUGAAACGGUCUGAUGGUUCUUGGGUUGGCCAUCGUGAAGUGGAAAAAUUGGCUUUUUUGUCUGGAAUUCAACUAAGGACAGGAUGCUUUUGUAAUCCUGGUGCAUGUGCCAAGUAUCUUGGUUUAUCUCAUUCAGAUCUGAUAUCCAACAUUGAGGCUGGACAUGUAUGCUGGGAUGAUUAUGAUAUAUUAAAUGGGAAACCAACUGGAGCUGUUAGAGUAUCUUUUGGAUAUAUGUCAACUUUUGAAGAUGCAUGGAAAUUCAUUGACUUUGUUGUGAGAUCUUUUGUAUUGUUGCCUACCAAUGGUAUAAAUCUUAAUCCAUUAAGAUCCACAGAAAGUUCACAUCAUCUUACAUCAAUUGUGGUGUAUCCAAUAAAGUCAUGCUCAGGGUUCAGAGUGGACACUUGGCCUCUCAGCAGUACUGGAUUGUUAUAUGAUCGAGAGUGGCUUCUCAAAAGCAUGAAUGGUGAAGUUCUUACACAGAAGAAGGUACCUGAAAUGUACUAUAUAAACACAAAGAUUGACCUAAAAAUGGGAAUGCUUCAUGUGGAAUCUUCUAGAUGCAAAGAGAAACUAUCUAUUGAACUCAAAUCUGAUACUUUUUCUGUAGUAGAAGAAAUUAAUAUACAUGCCCAAAGAUAUGAAGUUUUGGGAUAUGAUAACAAGAUUGACGAAUGGUUUAGUAAAGCAGUUGGGCGUCCUUGUUAUCUGUUAAGAUCAAGUUCUAGACGCUGUAACCACUUUAACAGAAACAAAAACAAAAACAUGGGCACAUGUAGAGAUGUGAAUACUAGAUUAAACUUCGUGAAUGAAGCCCAGAUUUUAAUGGUAUCUGAGGAGAGUGUAUCUGACCUCAAUUCUAGACUAGAUUCUAACAGGUUUGUUGAUCCAAUGAUAUUCCGACCUAAUCUAGUUAUAUCUGGUGGUGGGCCCUGUGUUGAAGACACGUGGACUGGUCUCAAGAUUGGAAAUAAUCACUUCAUGUCAUUGGGUGGGUGUAAUCGUUGCCAGAUGAUUAAUUUGAAUUAUGAAGGUGGUGAGGUAAAGAGAUCAAAUGAGCCUUUAGCUACUUUAGCAUCAUACAGGAGAGAAAAGGGGAAAAUACUCUUUGGAAUUUUACUGAGGUAUGAGUGUGACAAUGAGGUUGGGGAAGAGAUGUCUUCAUGGCUUCAAGUGGGACAAGAAGUACACCCCGAUACAUAAAAUGAUAAUAUCAUAAUACGACUUUGUACAUGUAAUGUUAAUCUUAUAAAGUUUAAUUCUACUUUUGGAGAUUUAAGUCUUAGAAUUUAUGAUGUGAUCAUGUAAUAAGGUUUGUAUGAUAUGUUUGCGUAUAUUUCAUGCGCACACAACGUGUAGUGAUAAUCAAAACUUGGAUCUCGAAUUGGAUUAGUUGAA
Messenger RNA from Lactuca sativa (garden lettuce), 2791 nucleotides. RefSeq names its product molybdenum cofactor sulfurase (LOS5) (ABA3) (gene ABA3). Gene Ontology annotation, biological process: Mo-molybdopterin cofactor biosynthetic process. The record is from RefSeq and is a predicted model, not a curated record. Lineage: Eukaryota; Viridiplantae; Streptophyta; Magnoliopsida; Asterales; Asteraceae. Gene Ontology annotation, molecular function: pyridoxal phosphate binding; molybdenum cofactor sulfurtransferase activity; molybdenum ion binding.